Messenger RNA from Phaeoacremonium minimum UCRPA7, 600 nucleotides. Its product is annotated as putative kinetochore protein spc24 protein. The coding region runs from base 1 to 600 and encodes 199 amino acids. NCBI's taxonomy places the organism in Eukaryota, Fungi, Ascomycota, Sordariomycetes, Togniniales, Togniniaceae. The record is from RefSeq and is a predicted model, not a curated record. The transcript is spliced from 3 exons.
AUGAUCCUCGGAGAAGAACCAGCCACGUUCAUCCACCACACAAUCAACAACUUCAACAUCGCGCCCGACAAGGUUGCUGUUGCACGAGUCAAUGAAUCUCUCUCAACUCUUCAGCAGGCGCGUGAGCUGCGUCUUCAGGAGGCGGAGAAUGCGCUCAAGAAGCUCUCCCGCCAACUCAACACGAUGCAGUCGCAGCACAACGAUCUGACCUCCACACACUCAUCCGUCGCGCACGCCUCGGAGAUCGCGCGCCUCGACACGCAGAAGUUCCGCACCGCCAAGGCCGCCUCCGACCUAGAGAUGGAGACGGAGCGCCUGUCCAGCCAGGCCGCGGACCUCGCCGCGCGGCUGCAGGACCUCGAGCUGCAGGGCGUGGACGGCUCGCCGGCCGACGCGGCGCGCGAUCCCGUCGACGACGAGGUGCUGCUGCGCCUGAAGGUGUACCGCAGCCUGGGGAUCGACAUUGAGCGCGACGAAAAGGAUGGCGACUUCACGAAGGCGAUCGUGCGCAACGACCGCAAGGGCGACGUGCAUGUGGUCAACAUGGACAAGAAGUUCUCGCGAUUCUUCUACGCCAACUACUUUUGGCAGACGCUCUGA